AAUAGUCCACCAGUGCAGUAGUCUCAUCUUUCAGGACUCGCUAAAUAAAUUCUUUGAUUCCUAGAUUCAGGCAUUCAAACCUCUUACAUCUUAUCACCUUGCAAGAUGAGAACUCUACCUGUGACACUAUCCUCAGAUAUCAGUAAACGACAUAGAGUGACCCUUCCACGAAAAAAUUGUCCCUACUUGUAUCAUGACUCCAAGGAGUGGGAAGACGUUGCCAAAGGUGGAGAAGAAGAAAAGAAUUAUUAUCUUCAAAUCUAUAAUCACUUAUCACCUUUACAGCGAACAAUCUUGACCCAACAUGCAGCAGAUAUUAAGAGCUACUCAGAUGAUCGGAAAUCGAUUGUUUCUAAAAUCAAGGCCACUCAAACUUAUCGUCUCGUCUCGUCUUCGUUCAAGAUGCUCUUCCGUAGCUUCCUUAUGAUUUGUGGUAACCCCUUGUCUUUCUUCACCCGUCCAUUCAAUACUAUGUACAUGAUCCUGUACUUUGGGGUCAUCUAUUCCGCGUUGUUUGUGUUGAACAUCGUUUUCCUUGCGGCACACGUUUUGGGCGUUGGAAAGGUCUUGAGUUACCUCGGGGGCAAGUACGGAGGUGGUUGGACUAUCAUCAAUUGGGUCGACAUCAACUUGUUUGACUCCAAGAAACAUAUUUUUGAUAACGCCUUACCUGCUUUGGGAAGUGACCUAGACGAGCACCUACUUAAAGUCGAAGAACAUCCUGAGAUUGUCAAAGCACUGUCUAGCAAAUCUCUCGAGUUCAAUGUUGACAUCGCUAGAGCAAUCCUUCUAAUGUGCUCAAUCGUGUAUGAGCGUGAUACGGACUUUGUUCAAAAAGCUGCUCAUGCCAGUGUCUCGAAGACUCAACCUGAUGAAAGCGUGUUGUUUUUGAUCAAGAGCGAGGAACGCAUGCUUCAAGUCGCUGAUGAGUGGGGAAUCGGCUUUGUUUCGGUUGCGGAUUUUCAAAAGUUGUCGGGUCCAUUUGCUGGAUGUUUCUAUUCUUAUGAACAUAUCGGGCAAUACGACAAUCCUUACAUAGUUUUGGUGAUGAAAGGAACCAGUCCAACUGAUUUCACUGAAUGGAUUCAAGAUUGUGAAUGCAAACUCGAAUCAGCCGGUGACUUCCUUGCUACCGGUAUGGCUCAUGAAGGUUUCUACGACUCGCUUUUUCCAUCCAAGAGCUUCUGCCAUCAAGUUCUUCCUUACUUCCGCAUGAUUGAGAUGGUCAAAACUAUUGCAGCGGAGGCAUUUAAACAUACUGGCAAGAAGUGUAACCUUUUUGUAGGAGGACACUCUCUGGGAGCUGGAAUCGCAUCUUUACUAUAUGCUAGACUGCUUGAAUCUCCAGAAGAUUUGGGAGACCAGAUCGUCUUGCGAGACGCUUACACUUUUGGUACACCUCGAACUUGUGAUGCGAGAUUAGCUUCAAGAGUCGAUUACAACUUGAACAAACCUAUCAAUCGGGGUCGGCAGAUGUGGCGUGUCUGCAAUCGUUCCCGCUCUCCCAUCAUUGGUGAUUGCGUAACGCGUGUUCCUCCCGGCAUUGCCUCUAAUAGAGGCGUCCGCGGUGCGAUUCAAAACGGAAGCUAUUUCUCAUACUCAACAAUUGGUAUCCAAGUAGACUUGAAGCCUUUCCAAUCGGCUCCAUUUUACUCGAUCAUGGAGAUCCCAGCUGGUCACUGCGUGAAUGUAUGCAAACUUAGCAAUGAAGCUGAGAUCGAGUUUGCUCGCAACCAAGAGAUGUCACAGAUUGGCUUCCCUCAAGAUAUUGUUCAAAUCAGUAUGGAGCUUGUUGGAUUAUUCCUUCCGUUUUUACAUGAUCAUUUCCCGGCAAGCUACAUGGACGCCUUGAACAAAAUGCAGGCAAUGAUCGGUUCACAAUCCAAUAUUAACAAACAACAAGAAUUGAAGGAGAAAGAAUCGAAGCUCAAUGAAAGUACUCAUAUGUUAAGAGAUGCAGUUCAAAACAAUCGCCUCGCUUUACACUCGAUUUGACAUCAUCAAUACUUUGAAGGUUAGAUUCUUUUUCUCAUUUGUAGCAUCUCACAUUUUUUUCACAGUACUACAAAAAGUGUGCGAUGUCCUAUCAAUCGCAAUUCAAAAAAGUACACCACAUCCUUUUCGUUUUCAUUUCUUCAAUCAAUUGUGUUUCAAAAUUACAUCCUGGCAUUUGUUCCAUUUGUAUUUGAGUUCAAUUUGAACAAAAGCGAUCUAAUGUCGCACAAACACACGUUUUUUCUAAUCACCUGCUGCAAUUCUUUGUCAUUCCAUCUUCGCUCAUGUUUUGCUACACCUGAUAUAUUAUGUUGAUUGACUUGUCCUCAAGUUUAUUGUACACAUUUCUGUUGAAUGCAUGUCUUCCAUUUCGAUUCACAUCCAUGCCGAAGCUCACUAAGAGAUCAGCUUUAAUAAAUGUCCCCCACCAAUGGAUGCACUAUGUCAAAUGCGAAACAAGUCGGGUUUUGCUUUUGAAGUGA
Molecule: messenger RNA, 2477 nt
Organism: Melampsora larici-populina 98AG31
Lineage: Eukaryota; Fungi; Basidiomycota; Pucciniomycetes; Pucciniales; Melampsoraceae
Product: putative Lipase, class 3
Exons: 11
Coding region: 106-1995 (629 amino acids)
Biological process (GO): lipid metabolic process
Source: RefSeq, a predicted model, not a curated record